AGUUGUCGUUUCGUUGCGCAGAGUCUCGGGUGCAAUUGUAGAAAGAGUCGAUAUUCAGCUUAAAGCCGCGAGAUUGGUGAAAACGAUUUGACAUACGUCAUAAAUUUGCAUAGACUUGGUCAAUAUGCUUAAAUUGCCAUGCCAAGGUUGGUUUUUGCUGUUGCUGCUGGCGCACAUUGCGUAUGCGCAACAUCAGGAUUAUACAACACCUGUGCCCAUACUUAAGCAGAUCGACAAACACAAUGAUGACGGUUCUUACACCUACGGCUACGAGGCGGCGGACAAGAGUUUCAAGAUCGAAACGAAGUAUUCGAAUGGUGAGGUCUAUGGCAAAUACGGCUAUGUGGAUGAUCAGGGCAAGGUGCGUGAGAUUGAGUAUGGUGCCAGUAAGCGUGGAUUUGAGCCGGCUGGCAGUCACAUCAAUGUGCCGCCACCGACGUUGACAAAUAGCAAUCCAUAUCCGCUGGGACCCAACGAGAUUGACGAUGGCCAGUAUCGCGAGGAUCCUGCAGUCUACUACAAGGAUCAGAAGUACAAUCGCCCCAUCGCGGCCAGCAAGUUCAGUUUGAAUGAUUUUGGGCGCGGACAUCAGCAACAGCAGCCACAAUAUGCACCUGCACCGGCUCCGGCCCGACCAUUUUACAAUCCUGCGCCGCAGUACUAUAAUCCACCGGCACCACAGCAGCGAUACUAUCAGCCACCGGCGCCACAGCCCUACUAUGCACCACAACAGCAGCAGCAAUAUAAUGGACAGCCGGAGCAACAUCAUCCGGCGUUGCGAAAUCUGAACAUCUAUACGGGCUCCUACAGCAUUGACUAUACGGGCCGUAAGUAGAGGCGGACUCUUGGUUAAUGUUCUGUGUUGGCCCAGAGAGAUAGCGACUGAUGUUCGCGGAAAGUUGUUACUGCCAAAUAAAUCAGUCACUCCGAUAUCGGAUAUCAAUCUCUAUAUAUAAAUAUAUGUAUGUGUAAAUACGAGUAUAUGUGUAUGUUUAGGUGUAUGUAUGUAAUACUAAACUGUACUGUCGAAAUUUGUUGCCGCACCUAAGAAAACUCAAUAAAGUGCCGAUUAACCAA
Drosophila grimshawi is the source of this 1077-nucleotide messenger RNA. RefSeq lists its product as uncharacterized. NCBI's taxonomy places the organism in Eukaryota, Metazoa, Arthropoda, Insecta, Diptera, Drosophilidae. The record is from RefSeq and is a predicted model, not a curated record. Gene Ontology annotation, cellular component: chitin-based extracellular matrix. Bases 125 to 835 code for a protein of 236 amino acids. The transcript is spliced from 2 exons. Gene Ontology annotation, molecular function: structural constituent of chitin-based larval cuticle.